Aspergillus terreus NIH2624 is the source of this 5292-nucleotide messenger RNA. RefSeq names its product putative C6 transcription factor. Gene Ontology annotation, molecular function: DNA-binding transcription factor activity, RNA polymerase II-specific; DNA binding; zinc ion binding. Lineage: Eukaryota; Fungi; Ascomycota; Eurotiomycetes; Eurotiales; Aspergillaceae. The coding region runs from base 1 to 5292 and encodes 1763 amino acids. Gene Ontology annotation, biological process: regulation of DNA-templated transcription; DNA-templated transcription. The record is from RefSeq and is a predicted model, not a curated record. The transcript has 11 exons.
AUGAGCCACCCGUCUCCCCAGAAGAACGGCGGCAACAACAUCCCCCCUCCUCGGCAGAUCCGCUUCGUCUCGACCGAUGGACAGCCCCAGACCAAACGGCGACGAGUGACCGCUGCGUGUCGGACAUGUCGCAAGCGCAAGAUACGAUGCUCCGGUGAACAGCCAGUGUGCAAAACAUGCUCCGAUUACAAUCAUGUGUGUCUAGGAUACAGCGAACCGCCUCAUAUUCGGCCUGCGUCCGAUGGCGCAUCACGACUCUCCGCCGCCCCCCCGGUAUCUGGACCGAGCGAUGGGGACCACUUGCGCGCGUCAGUGAAAGCGGAAAGCCGAUCGCCGGAUUCCCCUCCACGACCUACAAUACCACCUCGGGAUGACCUGGACAAAGUCGCCGAGAACUCGAAACCAUCCGAGCGGAAAGAGGGCUGCUCAGCAAGGGAUGUAUUGCGCACAGCUAAAGAAGCCGAACCGACCGCCGCGGGGGAAAGUCCAGAGAGCAAUCGCACCUCUCUGAGCUCCAGCGCUCGCACCCACGUCCCUUAUUUUCGAUAUUUCGGCCCGACCGCCAUCGUACCUGGUUUCAAGCAAAUGGUUGUCCAAGUGCGAGGCUCACGUAAAAGCAACCCUUCACUAUCAUCAGAAUCUCUAUCUCCCUUACGCAGUCCAAAAUUUGCCGAUGCAGGAAUUGGCCAUAUCAACUCCAUCACCGACACCCGCGACACUCGCGACGCCAACACUAUUCCUUUCUACGACCGAGAUGAUUCGUUGCCGGUUAGCAACUUAGUCAAACACCUAUGUGAUCUAUUCUUCGCCCAUCUGGGCUGCAACUUCCCAUUCCUCCAGCGCGAAAGGUUCCUUCGUGAUCUGAAAGACAAAAGGGUCGAUACAAUGCUUGUUGACGCUGUCUGUGCCUUGUCGGCGCGCUUUUCUCCUCACCCGCUGCUGAGUCCUCCUCAAGCUCCGCCGAUCGACGGCUCUGAGCCACAGCCAGACGUGCGCAAGUCUGAUCGUGGUCAGCCAUUUGCACAUCGAGCCAUGAGUGCUCUGGUGGAUUCUCUAUCCUGUCCGACGUUAUCCGUCGUCCAGGCAUGCCUUCUCUUAGCAUACGAGGAGUUCGGCUCUAAUCAUGACAGCGGCCUUUGGAUGUACCUGGGGAUCUCCAUUCGGAUGGCACAAGAUCUUGGGAUGCAGAAGCUGCAGGGACUGGAGUAUAGCUACGGCCAAAGUGGCGUGACCCCGAAUGCUGUGAUGACCGGACAGGCGGCAAAACUGAGGGAAGAACAAUAUGACGAUCCACGAGUGCCACACAGUCCCGUCAGAGGACCGCCCGACUACAGCGAACAGCAACGUGCUUGGGAGCGGGAACGGGUGGACACGUUUUGGAGCAUAUUCUUCCUCGAUCGCGUGAUAUCAUCGGGCACCGGGAGACCAGUGACGUUGCGGGAUGAAGACAUCGAGCUGUGUUUUCCCCUGCAAUCCGAAUCAGUCCUCCCCAACGGCUGGCCUGCUCCGUUCCCGCCGCUCAUACGCAUUAUACAUUUAUAUGGUCGAGUGACGGAUCUCAUCAAUGGAAUUCAAGACGUCAAGCAUGUAACCUCCGACACCCUCAAACGGUUGGCCGGAAUGGAGAGCGAUCUCACAGGAAUCUAUCAACGACUAUCUCCGAGGCUUCAUUUUAAUGCCGCCAACUUUCAGGCGUACGUGAAGGCGAAAGAAGGGACGAACUUCAUACUUCUUCACUUUUGGUUCCACACACUGAUCGUCUUGCUUCACCAACCUACGCUUCUCAAUUCAUUUGGUGGCACGAUACAGCAUCUCUAUCCGAACAGCAGGGAGCUCUCGAUGUCGUCGGCCAAAACAAUUGCCGAUAUCUUGUCUUUCUCUGAGCUCGUGGAUGGAAAGAGUUUCAUCGGAAAUCCGUUCACCAGCCAGCCAAUGUACAUCGCAGCGUGCGCUUUCCUAAUGGAGAGCGCAUACUACUCCUCGCCGUCCUCCAGAUCUGGUACUCCUCCCAGCCAGCCUUUGUUGACGAGUCAAUCCAGUGGUUUCGUGAUGCCUAAUAUGGAUUCAUCGAGCGGAUCAGACAGAAAACCAACCGCGAAACACAUCCUCCUUGCCUCUGCAGCCCGGGAAAAUUACCAGCGUUGCUACAAGGCCUUGAAAGCUCUGGAGACAUAUUGGGAAGGGACUAGAUACAUCAUCACAGUCCUAGAUCAAAAGGCUAAAGGGAUCGUUGACCCCCUGCUAUACACUACGGAAGAGAUGGAAAGUGCAGCUGAAACACCCUCGGUCCAACCCGUGAAUGCACAUGAUUGGCGAAGGGCAAAGGCCUCUCUUGGGGCUCCGAUCGACUCGGAGACGCCAGGAAAGACGGCUGACGCUUUAUCCGAUGGGAGGCGGUCUCCUCGAAUAGACCCCAGUCAAGCUAUCGGCUGGGCCCUUACAGGGGCUACCAACUCUUCACAGCCCAAUCUGAGCGUGUUAUACCAAAUGCCCGCUAGCCAGCCGGAAUCCGUGUCUAGCAAAGCCCCGGCAUAUUCAUCCCAGUACUCUCACAGCUACCCUACGCUACCUGUGCAGUCAGGCAGCGGUCAGAGCUCGAGUUCCUAUUCCCAGUCCCUAGAGCCGCCGAGAACGUCUGAUGCGACCCCCAAUUCGUCGGCUGCAACCGGGUCUGAGAAGUACUCGCCGCUCAAUUCUGCACGGGUGUCUACUUCUGACGCGAACCUUCUUUUGGGACUUAACGCCUCCUAUUCCAGCUCUACCUCUCGCCGACCGACUCAAGCUGCGUACAAUCCCAACAUGUCAUCGCGGAUGGAAGCUCAGGGGCCGGGGUAUAAUUAUAAUCUUCCUUCUGGGCCCGGUGAUCAGCAAAGCAGUGGCAGUCAUAUCGCCCCAAGGCCCUCUGAAUACCAUUCAGGCGCGGCAAUGCAGGCUGGGGAUAUAUUUAUCGAAAGUCAAGACAUUGAUAUGACCACCCUUCAGCAACAGGACCACCUUCCCUUCAGCUUCAAUGGGGAAAUUCUGCCCUGGCUUGAGUACCUUCCGCAGGACGUUCUCAACUACUUCGGAGAGAAUCAGAAUUAUCAAUUGAUGAGCCCGGGGGAUGGUUCUUCACGGCAGCCCCAGCCCAUUCCAAUGGAGGAUCCUCCCUACGAAGCCCAGGCGCUCCAACUCGCCCGUCCAUACUCCCCGACGCAAGAGCCAUCGGAGACCGCGCUUACGGCCAUCUCGCAGGACCUCGUCCACUAUGACGCGGAGCUCCACGGCCACGGGGACAUGCAAUUUCUAGGCCAGGACUGCGGGUACCAUUCGUCGGCCUCCUCCGCACAGCACUCCUCCAGCGACAUCUUCGGCGGCGACGACGAAGACGAGCCGCGCGACGGCAGCCACUCGCGCGCGUCCAGCCAUUCCUCCGUCUCCUCCAUCCCGGGCUCCGUACUGACCCACACUAUGGACGGGUUCAAGGCGUUCGCGAUGCGCGAGACAACCGCCAACGCAGCCCCGCCGCCGGCGCGCGCCUGGGACGACCGCGACGGCAAGGCAUACAGCCGCAUCCUGCACACGGUGCGCCAGCGCGAGGCAGCCUUCCGCAAGCCCAGCUCCGUCCGCGCGAUGCAGAUGCACACCGAGGACGAGGGCGACGACGACGACGACUUCCUGACGCCACCCAAGCGCAAGCCCGCCGGCCACCGCCUCUCCGACAUCUCCGCGCGCUCGGCCGCCUCGUCAUCGUCGCCUCUCAAGCGCGCCUCGCCCUACUACUCGCCCACCGGGUCCGGUGCCGCCAAACCCAAGCCCAAGAAAGAGUAUCCCCUCGUCCUGCUGCAUUGCAACCUGCUCCCGCCGUCGCUGCCGGUGCCCGGGCUGGUGGGGUGUCCGGACCAGAAGAUCCUCCAGGAGGUCCUGCCGCCCGAGUACUGGCGGCGGUGGAAGCGGCUGGAGGAGAAGGUCGGGUCGGGCGUCGUGCGCGACCGCGGCGUGCUGAUCUCCCACCCGGAGGAUAUGUACGAUGUGCUGGAGGAGCGGCUUCUGGAGAGUUUGGAGUUGCAGCGCCCGCGGCUGGAUCAUGGGCAUUUUGUGGGCCACGAUGCGGACUCGGAGAAGGAGGGCCACUCCACGACUGAUGAUGAGGAGGGCGAGGAGUGUCCGGAUUGCGGCGGCCGCGUGGUGCACCAUGUCGGCGCGGGGAGGAAGUGGGAAAUCCGGGUGUUUGCCGCGAAUGGGCUCAUGAAGGCGGGCGCCUGGGCCGCUGCGUGGAAGGAGAUGGAGAAGGUGGACGUCGAGGUUGGGCUCUGGCUGCCCUCGGAGGUUAGGCGGGAGCUAGAGAAGAGGCUGUUGGAGGUCGAGGGUACCCGGAACAGGAGUGCUAUGCCGGUGCCUCAACUCCACGAGCCGGUGUGCGCUCUCCAACCAAGCCUGGACAACCCGCGUACGCGUGAACCGACUCCUAUCCCUGCGCAAAGAUCCUCGUCGUCUGCUUCGGGUGCCACCAUGCGACAGGAACAGCAAGGCACGGAUAGAUUUUCCGAGCCCAGAAAACACGCGGCCGAGAUCGACCUUCAAACGCUGCUCGUGAACUACAUCCGGGUGCUGGCGGCCGACAAGCGCAAUGUUGCGAUUGUGGUUUUGAGCAUUAUGGUGCUAUUCUUUGCGAUCAACUUCCGACCCCGAGCGCUGGCGCCAGAAUUGCGACUGUUCCCCCAAGAUAUGAUGGACGUGGGCGAACUGCCAGUAAUGUCUGUGUCUCGGCCUUUGUCGUCGGUGACUCCAAGUCCAGCCGUGUCUACAGGCCUCAACCUGGAUGAGUCGGUGUCUUCCGUUGCGUUUUCUUCCAUGGCCCAAGAUCAUGCUGAAGACCCGGUGACUAGCCCUAGUCCCCCCGUUUCCACGGAUGUUAAUGUCGAUGCGCCGGGGUCCACCGUUGUUCUCUCGUCUGCUGCGGCCCAAGAGCAUAUCGCGGACCCAGUGACUACUGCUACUAAAUUCACUAUGGAAGAGAGCCCCGCAUCGGUGGGAGAAUUUAGUGAGCCCACACAGUUGGAGGAAACGCCUGCAUCUGUGGAACAACCGAUGGAGUCCGUUGCUCCAUUCGUUGAGCUACCGGUGGAGGAACAGGCGUUCGCAGAGCCGGAAAGAGAAGACUCAUCGACAGCAUCCGCGGUCGACGCAGAUCCACCAGUUGAGACGGAAGCGGUUGAUCCUCCAGAUGUUAUGGAAAUAGGGGAACCACCGGUGGACCUCGAGCAUGACGCUCGCACCGAAGGCCAGCAGCUGAUUUCCCUGGAUGAUUGA